This is a messenger RNA of Phyllopteryx taeniolatus (common seadragon), 1781 nucleotides long. It is a transcript of the gene unga, whose product is annotated as uracil DNA glycosylase a. NCBI's taxonomy places the organism in Eukaryota, Metazoa, Chordata, Actinopteri, Syngnathiformes, Syngnathidae. The record is from RefSeq and is a predicted model, not a curated record. The transcript has 7 exons. Gene Ontology annotation, molecular function: uracil DNA N-glycosylase activity. Gene Ontology annotation, cellular component: nucleus; mitochondrion; membrane. Bases 90 to 986 code for a protein of 298 amino acids. Gene Ontology annotation, biological process: base-excision repair, AP site formation via deaminated base removal; base-excision repair.
CAGUGUUGGCGCGAGAUCGUGAAAGCUGUUCGGAGUUUUCACGCGCUUUCCACAUUGCUGCUUUUAAGAAUUCACGUUCGGGCAACAACAUGAUCGGGCAGAAGACUAUUCAUUCAUUUUUCUUACCGCUUUCCAAAAAGAGGUCUUGCAAAGACUUCAACGAGCAGGAUGCUAAGGACUCGAGGAAGCGCAAGUCCUCGGAGGUUGAGGCGGAGCCCUCCGGCUCCCGCUCGGCUCCUCUGUCUCAGGAGCAGCUGGACCUGAUCGCCCGCAACAAGAAGGCGGCGUUGGAGAGGCUCUCUUCCGGUCGGACUCCUACCGGUUUUGGGGAGAGCUGGCAAAAGGCACUGGCUGCUGAGUUUGGGAAACCUUAUUUCAAACAGUUGAUGCAGUUUGUCAACAAAGAGCGGAAACAUCACACUGUGUACCCGCCCGCCGACCAUGUCUUCACCUGGACGCAGAUGUGUGAAGUCCGCCAUGUUAAAGUGGUGAUCCUCGGUCAGGACCCGUAUCAUGGUCCAAACCAAGCCCACGGAUUGUGUUUCAGCGUCAAAAGUCCUGUGCCUCCCCCUCCCAGUUUGGAGAACAUGUACAAAGAGCUGGCGACUGACAUUGAAGGCUUCCAGCACCCUAGGCAUGGAGAUCUAAGCGGCUGGGCCAAACAAGGUGUGUUGUUGCUCAAUGCCGUGUUGACGGUGCGUGCGCACCAGGCCAACUCGCACAAAGACAAGGGCUGGGAAACGUUCACCGACGCCGUUGUGCAGUGGCUCAGCGACAAUCUGGAGGGCCUGGUGUUCGUUCUGUGGGGGGCGUACGCUCAGAAGAAGGGGGCCACCAUUAACAGGAAACGACACCACGUCCUGCAGGCGGUGCAUCCGUCUCCCCUGUCGGCUCACCGUGGAUUCUUUGGCUGCAAACAUUUCUCAAAGGCCAACGAGCUUCUGAAGAAAACCGGGAAGUCACCUGUUGACUGGAAGGCACUUUAAAUUGUUACACUUGUCUGCUUUUUUUUCGCACCAUGUUGAGUAACUACACACACAGACUCCUAUAAGCAUGUCUACAGUUUCAAAGUUAUCUUUCGAUAACAUCUUUACACUAGGAACUCUCUCAACGUUUGUGGGAAGUUCAUGUAUCGCCUUUCUUUUUUUUUUAUACAUUUCUGUUGUACUUGGAGUUUUAGUGUUGCAUGUUUGUACAAUGUGGCCUUUUUUUUUUUUUAUAAUACAAAAAUGUUACUACCUCUCACAUUUAUUCACCUGUCUGGCUCAAUCGUUAUACUAAAAAGUUGAAGAUAUUUUUUUUUUUUUUUAUGGAAUAAAGACUCAUGACAAGCACGUGUGGUUUGUCACUGAGGCAUAUGUUUCGGGCAAACGAACAGCCAAUGAUGUUAAAACAUUUGAGGUGCACACAGGUCGUGUAAGGAUGAACGUUGUACUACUGAAUCUACAGGUUUUUCUUUAGAGCCUCUAUGGAAACGGAAAAGGCCAAAUGAGGCAGAAGAGCCUACAAUUUCAAAGACAACAUCGCAGUCCUACUUAAAAUCCAGAUUUAUCGCUAGAAGUGAUCGUCUCGCACGAAACCCACUCGAAUAUGCGGUCACACGCUUGCUAAUGAGGCCCUCAAGAUGGCCAAUAAAAGUACUGAAUAUCUUGCUUCAAUUUCUAACAUUCUAUCUUUGUGAAGCAGGUUUUGAGUAAUGAUGGCGGCCAAAAUAAAAUUACGGAUUAAUAUUUCGGGUGUCACAGUCUCCCAUUACCCCAAAAUGGGACCAGCGUGUUGAG